Messenger RNA from Anopheles marshallii, 2718 nucleotides. RefSeq lists its product as uncharacterized. Gene Ontology annotation, biological process: proteolysis. Gene Ontology annotation, molecular function: serine-type endopeptidase activity. NCBI's taxonomy places the organism in Eukaryota, Metazoa, Arthropoda, Insecta, Diptera, Culicidae. The record is from RefSeq and is a predicted model, not a curated record. The transcript is spliced from 11 exons. The coding region runs from base 1 to 2718 and encodes 905 amino acids.
AUGCAGUUGCUCAGACAGACUUUCGUUGUGUUUCUAUUGCUCGUCAAUCGAUGCAGCAUUGGAGAUCGCACGUUUAUGGCCUAUUUAGAGAAUGAAAUGAACAAAAACCGCAUUGAGCUAGCGAUGAUGCCGAAUGUACGCGAAUCGCUGGAUGAUUGUCACAUGAGAUACUAUAAAUACAGUAUACCAACGCAAGAGUAUUCCACUUUUGAGCGUCCCCGUUUAAAGUUCCGCGAGUUUCCCCAUCUGGCGUUGAUUGGAUGGACCGGAUCGGAUGGAACAGUGCAAUGGAACUGCAUCGGAACGCUAGUGUGGGAGAAUUUUAUCUUAACUUCGGCUCGCUGUACUAGAAAUGAUAAUCUCGUGGCCCCCGAUGUGACGCGUAUGGGAAAUCCCGAUCAGCAAGCUGCCGGCGCAGUGCAACAGAUAAACAUCGCAGAAGUUAUACGUCACGCGGAGUAUAGGGAGGGUGUACGGCGUCAUGACAUCGCGCUGUUGCGCUUGGAGACAAAGGUGGAGCUAGAUGCUACGGUUGUUCCGGCCUGUCUUUGGAACAGAGACGAGAUGAACUUUCGUGUCAUGGAGGCGGUUAGAGGGGGUGUGUCUGGGUAUCCAAGUGUUUCGAAAGUUACCGUUCCUGCUGUUCCAAGCGAUUGUGAACGAGCGGUAGAAAUGAGAUCGACGGGCAACAACGACACUGUGCAGAGUUUCGAUCUAUGCGUUGACAGUAUUGGGUCGGAUUCAUGUUUGAGUAUGUCCGGUGGAUUUCUUCAAGUGUCGCUGCACCACAAUUCAAAGAUGUCUCCAUUCAUCAUUGCGGUCGGUUCUCCUGUCAGUGGUUCCUGUGCACAAUCGAAACCUUCUCUUUACACGAAAGUGUCCCCAUACGUCCACUGGAUACGUUCCACCAUUGAGGCAAGCGGAGAACCUGCAUGGGAGUGGAAGUUUAGAGAAGUUGAGUGUGCUCUUCGCAACGUGAACUUAAGACACUACGAACAGGAUGUUUUGAUCGGUGAAACGGUUUCCAACGUGUUGGUAACACCGGCCAGCAGACGUUUAGAGCCGAAAUACACACGUGCAAUGGUUGAAAUACACUUUGGAUACUUCACGAGCCAACAGGAAUGUUAUGGGCUGAUAAUAGACGAGGACACCGUGCUGACGUUGGCUCAGUGCACCACUAAAUAUGGGAAACGAGCCAUGUACGUUAUGUACCUGGGCAACGAGCGUAACAGUGUUGUGAAACAUUACAACCAUCCGGGGUAUCGUGAGGGAGAGUUGUAUAAUGACAUUGGAUUAUUAAAGACAAAAAUACAUUUCACAUUCUUUGGUUCCUUUGCGCCGCACUGUAUUUGGCAUGGCGACGAACUUCCUGAAGAUGAGGUGGAGCUGACCGGCAAUGGCAGGCGCGAUAUUAACUACUUUAGCCUUCACGAUCAGUCUGUGGACGUGUUUGAACCUCAAUCUACUCAGUUGGUAUCAAGGGCUAAUGUACUUACGCUUGACAACUGCUCGUAUCCGAAGGAGUUCUCGAUGAGCUUACAACGAGGAUUAACUGAGGAACACAUAUGCUUUGGUAACGAACCGUACCUUGUACCAGAAACAUGUGAUCAAGCACGUGGUGGUCCGAUCGGAGGAAAAGUGGAUAAAUUCAACAAACAGUUUCAAUAUGCUCACGCACUGAAUUUGUUUGGACGUGACUGCGGGUUUGGUUGGCCUGCAGUAGGGGUACGGCUCUCUUCCCAUGCUCACUGGCUAAAGUCGAUCUUGCUACCAGACUACAGGAAAGACAGUGGAUCAGUACACUUCUUCAAUUCGGAUUUAGAAGAAAAUGACACCUGCCGACAUGUGGAUGGUACGGAUGGGAUGUGCGUGGAUGUGGCAAAAUGCCCCAAGAUACGGUACGAAUUCUCCGUCAACCGAAGGGUGGUGUUUUGUACCGCUUCCAAUGUGGUUUGCUGUCCGUAUGAAAAUAUGUUGAAUGAAACAUCACCGGCUGGUCGGGAGCUGGAUGAGUGUAAAGAUCGCUACAAGGAGGAUCGUGCACGAGCAAACGUACAGUUGCUGGAAACGGGACCUAUUGCUGAUGAAUAUCCACAUCUUGUCUCGAUCGGUUGGAAGAUGAACGGCGAUGGGAAAAUGCGUUGGGAUUGCAGAGGAACCAUCAUCACAUCAAAGGCCGUUCUGACGAGCGGGAAAUGUUUACAACGGCAAACAAACUCACCGUCUUUAGUUAGACUGGGAAUGAAUGAUACAGCUCCGAUAGUAGAUGUACAAGAAACAAUCGUACAUCCAGCGUAUGACCCAGUCACCGGCAAGAACGAUAUAGCAGUGAUUAAAUUGAAGGAUUCAAUCGCUCAAAGAUCUGCCUCGAAAUUCCCAGCCUGUAUCUGGACCAAUCAAACUCACACGCCUUUCCAAAUGAUUCAGCUACUGAUCAACGAGACGGAAGACUCUUACGUUUUCCCUACAGCCAAGUACAAUACGGAUUGCGGUGAAUUAGUGGAAGGCAUAGCUUCCAGCCAGCUUUGUGUUGAUGUGCAGCCUCCCAAAACGAUCGUUUCGGAAGGAGAUCCUAUGUUCUGGUCUGAAACACUGGAGGACGGUACGAGCGUCCAGUAUUUGGUAGGGAUUAUGAGUCAUGCUGCAGCUAAUGACAAGUCGGUGAAUGUGCAUAGUCGUAUGUCAUCAUACGUUCAAUGGAUAAAGAGUGUCUUGUAG